AAAAGGGUAAAACUCCAAAACACCAAACGUGAUCCGAGACGGACCUGUCACAGAGACCACCCCCGCAUCAACAAGCGUUUCACAGGCCUAGGUAACUAGUUGAUCGGAUCUAGACAGACCGAAGCGAGCAAAGCUAAGAUUCGGCUUCUUCAGCGGCCGUGUUUCGAAAAUGUGUUUGAGGGCUUGUCUUUUCAAGGGGGUUACAGGCGGUUCCAUUGUUUAAACAGUUUCGCUAGCUCGCUCGUGAGAAGCAAGGCAAGGUAUAAUAAGGGCACAGCAGUACCACGAUUGUCAACAAACAUCCCAUCCCCAUAUCUCCAUCUCUUUCUCAAUUGUUUCUUGUGCUUCAUUCUUUUUGCACUUGAGAAUUCCUUUCUUUGAAGGCAGGCCCUCUUCAUUAUUACUUACUUAGUCUCUUAAUCGCUAGAUCGAUCUCAUCUCGACUCGUCUCUGGCCCGAACAACUCGCAAUCUUUUUCCUUUUCUACUUUAAUACCCUCAAGUUUAAACAUCAUGAAAGCUUCAACUAGUCUGGCCGUGGCCGCCGCCUUUGCGCCCUUGACCAUGGCGCGUUUCCUCGACUUUGCUCAGCCUGAACGACGGGAUCAUCCUAUGCCUGCCGAAGCUGUACCUGCGGAAGCCAUACCUGGAAACGCUCUUCCUGCAGAGCUUCUCAGUGGACACAAGAAGAUCGUUUCGGGAGGUCACAAGAUCUCCAAGACCGAGAUCAUCAUCAUCUGGGCGAACCCUGGAGCUGGUGCCGAAACUACCACCAUCAACGAAAAGGUCACAGUUACUGAGACCGUCACCAAGGGAGGCGAGGCCGUUGCUACUCCUGCAGCUCCUUCUCAGCACACCGUCACUGUUGGUGGUCCAGGAGGUCUAGUCUACCAGCCUGAGGAGCUUCACAAUAUCCCCAUCGGCGACACUGUUGUCUUCGAGUUCCUGUCACAGAACCACACCGUCUCUCAGUCUGGUUUCGAUAAGCCUUGUGCUCUUCUCGAGGGUGGCAUGGACUCUGGUUUCAUGCCCAACCCUAACAACACCGUUUCUCCUCCUCCCCAAGUCGCUAUGCAAGUCAUGGUUGACACUCCUCUCUGGUUCUACUGCAAGCAAGGCAACCACUGUGGUCAGGGUAUGGUCUUCUCCAUCAACCCUACUGCUGAGAAGACCCAGGCCAAGUUCAAGGAGAUGGCCAUUCAACAGAAUGGUGAUGGCAAGGCUACUCCCAUCACAGGCGGCGAUGCUGCCCCUGCACCUCCCGCUCCUCCUGCUGAGUCCAAGCCUGCUGAGGCUGCACCACCUGCUCCCGCGGCUCCUGAAGCCACAGGAGUUGUCCCUGGAAAGGGUGUCAUCGGUGGCGAUGGCAGCUGUGUAUGCAUGGUCUCCUGCUCAGCUGGCGGAUUCCCAGCUCAGGCCCAAGGCAUUAACUCAUUUGGCGGCAUGGGUGGUGCCAUGCCUUACAAGUUGGACAGUGUGGUUUAAGUUGAGCAAUGACAUGAAAUUCUUGGAGGUGUUGAUACCACGGACGAUUUGAGUUGAAUAUGUUAUUACUUGAAUGUACCAUUUAUGGGUUUUAGACGACUGGGAUUAUGUUUGGGUACCUGGCCUAGAUGGCUGAUAAAAUCUUCACGGGUUUGAAGAUCGGUUUAGGUAGUUUAAUGGGACAAAGCUUUAUGGGAGAAAUCAUG
This is a messenger RNA of Fusarium odoratissimum NRRL 54006, 1690 nucleotides long. RefSeq lists its product as uncharacterized. Lineage: Eukaryota; Fungi; Ascomycota; Sordariomycetes; Hypocreales; Nectriaceae. The record is from RefSeq and is a predicted model, not a curated record. Bases 513 to 1484 code for a protein of 323 amino acids. The transcript is spliced from 3 exons.